Messenger RNA from Macrosiphum euphorbiae (potato aphid), 1068 nucleotides. NCBI's taxonomy places the organism in Eukaryota, Metazoa, Arthropoda, Insecta, Hemiptera, Aphididae. The record is from the annotation of a GenBank genome assembly.
AUGUCUGCCCCGAUCAACGAGGGGGCGUCCACCUCUGCCGGUCUGUCAGAAUACGAACUCUUACGGCAAGAGAACAUAAAUUCACUGAAGCACGAGGUGGGUGAUAUAUUUAGUAACACUCUGCAAUGUGCUCAAAACCUUCAAAAAAGUUUGCGAUUACGGAAUGGUAGAAGAGCAGCUCAUAUACCAGGGCUACGAGUGAAAUUAUUCUCUAAACUGGACAAAUCGUCAAAGGCGAAGGAGGCUCAAAGUAAAGAUAUCCGUCGAUCAUCACGUUCUAAAAGAAAGCAAAUUUAUUAUGAUUAUAAAGAUGACAAUGACGAUGGAGAAAACAAAAAUCGUCGACAGAAAUUUAAACAACAGAAAAAGUGUCCUUUGCCUAAAUCUAAAGUUUCAAAACACACAUUUAGCAGAAAAGUAUCUCGAUUGGAUGUAUCUCUUGUAACAAACGAAAUGUUAAACAACAUCAAUUAUCGCUCUGUAGGAAAAAAAUAUAGUACUGACAAAGGGACCACUUGUCACCAAUGCAGGCAGAAAACUUUGGACCAAAAAUCAUACUGUCGGCACAAGAGUUGUAAAGGUAUGAGAGGUAUGUUCUGUGGUUUUUGUUUGCUUAGACGAUAUGGUGAAGAUGUAGCUGAAGUUUUAUUAAAUCCGGUUUGGGCUUGUCCACCAUGUCGUGGUCAAUGUAACUGCAGCAUUUGUAGGCGUUAUCAAGGCAAAGAUCCAACUGGACAAAUGGCACAAGAAGCUGAAGCUAAAGGAUAUAACUCUGUUUGCGAUCUGUUAAGGACAAUAGAAGGAGACCCAUAUGAACCGCAAAAUCCUAAUCCCGUAGAGAACCACAUUGAACUUCAAAACAGUAAUGCAGUUGGUUUUACCGGUACCCAGUUAAAGAAUGAUAUGGCUGUACUUGAUGAACACAAGUCUGAAAACGAGGUCGAGAAUUUAAAAUCAAUUAAUAAGGAUGAAGAACAAUGUAACUCUAAAAAUGUGAUAGAAGAGCAUAGAGAAACUUCAGAAAUGAUUAUUGAUCAACUUUAUGAGAAAUUAAUGGUUUCUACAUAA